Plasmodium vivax (malaria parasite P. vivax) is the source of this 1734-nucleotide messenger RNA. RefSeq names its product variable surface protein Vir18-related. Lineage: Eukaryota; Apicomplexa; Aconoidasida; Haemosporida; Plasmodiidae. Bases 1 to 1734 code for a protein of 577 amino acids. The record is from RefSeq and is a predicted model, not a curated record. The transcript has a single exon.
AUGACGAAUUGGCUUACUGGAAGAUUUAUUGGACCCAUUAACUUUUACAAUAGGUACGGUGAUGCUCAAUGCAUAAAUGAUUAUGCUUCAUAUAAAAAAGAAAUCGAACAAGCAAUUGACAAUUUUGAAAAAAAUAAUUCUGGGAAUUAUUACAGAGCAUGGGAAAAAUUAAAUAAAUAUAUAACAGAAAAAAAUAAUAGUUUAAAGGAAUGUUAUACAAAACGAUAUAUAAAAGUUCCUUUAAUUGAAGAUGAUAAUAUAAAGAAAUUUAUGAAGAGAUGUUCUACAAACGGUAGAUGUAAUAAUCCAUCGCGGCAAGCUCAAAGAACUGCUUCAUCAAAUCCAAAAACAAAAGGAUCCUGUAAAGGGCCAAAUGAUUGUAAAGAACCAGCAGCACCAACAGAAGCGAAACCCCAAACCAAGCCAACAGCUGCUGUAUUAGCAUCCAAAGCUACAACUUCAAGUAGACAAAAUUCCGAUGAUCAAGGUAAAAACCAUGCUGCUGUACCAGGAUCAAGAACUGGAAGCUUAAAUUUACAGUCACAAACAGGCAUAGGCCAUUCUGUUUCUUCUGUUGUAGCUGAUAAUACAGCACCUGAACAAAGGGAUAAUACCCAUUCAGGAGUUUCUGGACAAACGGAGACUCAGACGCAAAGUGCAUCCGCCUCCGCUCUUAAAAAAGAAAACAUAUUAGACCCCCAUCCAAGAAAUGCUUCUUCACAGAGUAUCUCUGACGGAGGAUCUCUUUCAAUUAGUACUACUCCAUUAAUAGUUUUAGAAACAAAUAAUCAUCAAGGUGGCCCACAUGGUAAUAAAGAUCUAAGUGGUGAAUCUCUUGGUGAACAUGCUACUGGUGUUGAAAGUGUUGAAGGUAAAAGCACUAGUGAUAAGGAUUGUGCUAAAACUUCCUGUCCAGAGAAUCUUACUGGAGGGACACCUGGUAGAGGAGAAAAUGUUGAUGGACAUUCUCAACAGAUAGUUGCUAAUAGUGUAGUUACUGAUAGGAUAUCUGUUUUUUCUGGAGAUUCCGUUAGUGUAGACCUUAAGACUGCAAAUUAUGAUAAAGUACUUCCUGUUCAUUUACCUGCAGGCGAUAGAGAUGCUAAUCCUUUAACUCCUGGAUGUGAAAAUUCUCAUGGAGUAAAUUGUCAGAGUAAAGUCUCUGGUGUUAAACCUACUGAAGAAAAUCCUGAAAGUUAUGACGCUGUUGAAAAUCCUCGUAGUGGGGUAAGUACUGAUGAAAUUACUUGCGUUGUAGGAAUAAUUAAUAACACUAGUUCUUGGAAAUUAUAUAUUGAUAAGAAAAAUAGUAAUAUUGUUGAUGAUUCACUGCAUUCUUCAUAUGAAUGUGAUUUAACUUUUACUGUUAAUGAUUCCUACAGUCGUGCAACUUCUAUGGUACGAAAUAACGAUUAUAAAUACUUAUGCUAUUGUAAAAAAUUCUACAAAAUUUACAGGAUGUAUCAUCUCAUGGAUCACAGAUUACUCAAAAACAUCAGGAGGAUUCAGAAGCAGAAGGAAAAGAAUCAAAACAAAGGGAACAACCAGAAUCACGCCAAUAUGAUAAAUUGGGAGAGGAACAACAAUUACAUAUAUGUUCACAAAAAAAUCUUGGAGGAUCUUCACCCUCUUCCCAUGGCAUAUGUGUAUCACACGAGUCAAAUUAUGCAAAAAGUAAACAUUCCUAAAAAAUUGCCUCUUAUAAAUAAUACCAAUUGCAUACACAGUUGUUAA